UUUGUUUUUCCUCCCUCCUGGUCUCCUCCUGUAUCAUACCGUAGCAAGCAGACAGCAGACAGCUAGGGUUUCAUCCAUGAUGGCGGAGGAUAGCGAGUCUGCAGCCAGUCAGCAGAGCCUGGAGCUGGACGAUCAGGACACCUGCGGAAUAGAUGGCGAUAACGAGGAAGAGAAUGAACACAUGCAAGGAAGUCCAGGGGGAGACUUGGGGGCAAAGAAGAAGAAGAAGAAACAGAAGAGAAAGAAAGAAAAACCGAGUUCAGGAGGGGCCAAAUCUGACUCUGCCUCUGACUCCCAGGAGAUAAAGAACCCAGGGCUGCCCAUGCAGAAGCUUCAGGACAUCCAGAGGGCCAUGGAACUGCUGUCCUGUCAGGGACCAGCUAAGAGCAUAGAUGAGGCCACAAAACACAAAUACCAGUUCUGGGACACACAACCUGUACCUAAACUCAAUGAGGUUGUAACAAGCCACGGACCCAUCGAGGCUGACAAGGACAACAUCAGACAGGAACCGUACUCUCUACCGCAGGGCUUCAUGUGGGACACCCUGGACCUCAGCAGUGCUGAUGUGCUGAAGGAGUUGUACACCUUGCUGAAUGAGAACUAUGUAGAGGAUGAUGACAACAUGUUCAGAUUUGACUACUCACCCAACUUUCUCAAAUGGGCGUUGCGUCCUCCUGGUUGGUUGCCACAAUGGCAUUGCGGGGUGAGGGUUUCCUCCAAUAAGAAACUUGUCGGUUUCAUCAGUGCCAUUCCUGCCGAUAUACACAUCUACGACACGUUAAAGAAGAUGGUUGAAAUUAAUUUCCUGUGCGUCCACAAGAAGCUGCGUUCGAAGCGCGUGGCUCCAGUUCUGAUCAGGGAGAUCACAAGAAGGGUUAACCUGGAGGGUAUAUUCCAGGCUGUCUACACAGCAGGAGUGGUACUUCCCAAACCUGUGUCUACCUGCAGGUACUGGCAUCGUUCUCUGAACCCCAGGAAGCUGGUGGAGGUGAAAUUCUCUCACCUGAGCAGAAACAUGACGUUGCAGAGAACCAUGAAACUCUACAGACUACCGGACAGCACUAAGACCCCGGGCUUGCGGCCCAUGGAGAGGCGCGACGUGCGUCAGGUGACACAGCUGCUGCAGAAACACUUGAGACGCUUCCAGCUGGCGCCCUCUUUGGGCGAGGAGGAAGUGGCACACUGGUUCCUCCCUCAGGACAACAUCAUAGACACGUUCGUAGUGGAGGGUGCCGGUGGUCUGUUGACAGACUUCACCAGUUUCUACACCCUGCCCUCCACUGUGAUGCACCAUCCACAACACAGGAGUCUGAAGGCAGCCUACUCCUUCUACAGCGUUCACACACACACUCCACUGCUGGACCUGAUGAACGACUCUCUCAUACUGGCCAAACUGAAAGGUUUUGAUGUGUUUAAUGCUCUGGACCUGAUGGAGAACAAGGUGUUUCUGGAGAAGCUUAAGUUUGGCAUCGGAGAUGGCAACUUGCAGUAUUACCUCUACAACUGGAAAUGUCCCCCAAUGGAACCUGACAUGAUUGGCCUUGUUCUUCAAUAACCAUUGUGUGUGUGUGUGACUGCUAAACACUCAACCAGAGGUUAAAGGUCAAACAUCUCUACCUGGACACACAGGUAGUCUCAAACUCUAAGAAGACAUCAACAACAAUCAGUGAUCAGGAGGUGUGCAUCGCGUUGAGCAUGUCUCCUGGAUUGUUUUUUAUCAUUGAGAACAUUCUGUCAACUCGCCCAGGACUGAUGACUCUUUUUAACCAUAAACAUCCUGAAUGUGAAAUCAUGCUCUGCCUGAGACAGUCUCUCAUACAGUAAAGUACACCUCUACGCAAACACACACACACACACACACACACAGGCAUGCAGACAUUGACACACUUAUGACAGUAUCCAUGUGCAGUGCAAACACACAUACCACAUUGAGAGAAGGAUGAUCUCAAAAGAAGACCUUCGAUCCAAAAUUAUUGUCUUUCUUUUUGUAUUCCAAAAGGUGCAUUGGUAUCUCUUUGUUGGACAGAGCAGAUAUGUUGUAAUGUGUACAUUUAAUGCCAGAACAUACCGUAUCUCACAAAAGUGAGUACACCCCUCACAUUUUUCAAAUA
This is a messenger RNA of Esox lucius (northern pike), 2111 nucleotides long. RefSeq names its product N-myristoyltransferase 2 (gene nmt2). Gene Ontology annotation, cellular component: cytoplasm. Lineage: Eukaryota; Metazoa; Chordata; Actinopteri; Esociformes; Esocidae. Gene Ontology annotation, molecular function: glycylpeptide N-tetradecanoyltransferase activity. Gene Ontology annotation, biological process: N-terminal peptidyl-glycine N-myristoylation. The transcript has 12 exons. The record is from RefSeq and is a predicted model, not a curated record. The coding region runs from base 77 to 1555 and encodes 492 amino acids.